Messenger RNA from Lycium ferocissimum, 1312 nucleotides. Its product is annotated as chalcone synthase G-like. NCBI's taxonomy places the organism in Eukaryota, Viridiplantae, Streptophyta, Magnoliopsida, Solanales, Solanaceae. Gene Ontology annotation, molecular function: acyltransferase activity, transferring groups other than amino-acyl groups. The transcript has 2 exons. The record is from RefSeq and is a predicted model, not a curated record. Bases 22 to 1191 code for a protein of 389 amino acids. Gene Ontology annotation, biological process: polyketide biosynthetic process.
AUCACUAUUUUUUCCGGUGAAAUGGUCACCAUCGACGGGAUCCGUUGGACACAACGGGCCGUGGGGCCCGCCACUGUGUUGGCCAUCGGAACAGCCAAUCCUCCCAAUUGUUACGAUCAAAGCACCUAUCCUGACUUUUUCUUCCGUGUCACUAAUAGUGAGCAUAAAACUGAGCUUAUGCACAAAUUUAAACGCAUGUGUGACAGAUCAAUGAUUAAAAAGAGGUACUUUCACUUAACAGAGGAGAUCUUGAAAAAAAACCCUAAUUUCUGUGAAUACAAAGCACCUUCAUUUGAUGCUAGGCAAGAAAUUGCGAAUAUUGAAGUGCCAAAACUUGGGAAGGAGGCAGCCCAAAAGGCCAUCAAUGAAUGGGGCCAGUCCAAGUCUAAAAUCACCCAUUUGGUCUUUUGCACCACUAGUGGCGUGGAUGUUCCUGGCGCGGACUACCAACUCACUAGACUUCUUGGACUUGGCCCAUCGGUCAAGCGAUUCAUGAUGUACCAACAAGGUUGUUUUGGUGGUGGUGCUGCUCUUCGAUUGGCUAAGGACUUAGCUGAGAAUAACAAGGGUGCUCGGGUUCUCAUUGUUUGCGCAGAGAUCAAUUUGCUCUGCUUCCAUGCCCCAAGUGCAACCGAGAUUGAUGUUUUGGUUGGGCAAGCCCUCUUUAGUGAUGGGGCAUCAGCUGUCAUUGUAGGGUCAGAUCCAGUCCUGACUGCAGAGAGGCCUUUGUUUGAGCUUGUAUUCACAACUCAAACUCUUCUCCCAAACAGUGGAUAUGCAAUUAUUGGUAACCUUUGUGAGGCUGGCCUGAUAGCUAAAAUACAUAAGGAUACUCCAAUGCUAAUCUCAGAAAACAUUGAGAGGAUCCUAGUGGAAGCAUUCCAACCUCUUGGCAUUUCUGACUGGAACUCCAUUUUUUGGGUAUCUCAUGCAGGUGGACGUGCAAUUUUGGAUCAAAUUGAAUUAAAGUUGGGCCUAAAGCCUGAAAAACUCAAGGCUACAAGGAAUGUUAUGAGCGAUUAUGGGAACAUUGGGAGUGCUAGUGUUUUAUUUGUUUUGGAUGAGACGAGAAAAGUCUCUAUAAGGGCAGGAUUGGAUACCACCGGUGAAGGUCUUAACUGGGGCGUGCUUUUUGGUUUUGGGCCUGGCUUAACUAUUGAGGCAGUCGUCCUCCGUAGUGUAUCUAUUUAGGCUGCGGAUAUAUUUUAUGAAUUAAAAUAAAUAAAUAAAAUAUGGUGGCUGACAAAAUGUUUUAGCCACUAGACUUAUCUCAAUAACCCUUCAAUCUUCGCGGAUUUUUUUUUGUUAUUUU